AUGUCGGGAGUUGAAUCUGCCGGACUCGCUCUUGCUCUCUUUCCGUUGCUCGUGAACCAGCUCGACAACUAUGCCCGCGGCAUUGAGAAGUUCAAACUGCUGAGGCGUUACAAGAAUGCGCUGGCAGAUGUCGCGCUUGAAUUGGGGACACAGCGCAUGGUCUUCCUCAACACUCUGGAACAAGCAUUGGAUGGCGUCGUUGAUGACGACAAUCAGGUGCAGGAUUUAAUCAGUGAGCCUGGCGGGGAGCCAUGGAGGGACCCUCUGUUACAGGAGAAACUCAAGAUAAAGCUGGGACGGAACUAUGAUUAUUUUGUUGACAAUAUGGCCAGCCUCCAUGCUAUGCUCGUGAAACUGGCAAAAAGGCUGGACCUUGACCUUACCAAAAGAGCGCACACCGCGACGCCCUCGAACAAAGACAUUGUGUUAUUCCUCAAAGUGCUGUCCAAAGCCGUUUACGACGAUAUCCUUCAAAGGAUCAGAGACGCUAACGAGGCCCUCAAAACGUUGAUCGAACAAUCCGCCCAGCUCGAGAUCAGCCGUGAGAAGCGCGGCCCUUGGAGCAAAUUUUUACCACGAUUGCGAGAGGCACGGAAGAAUGCUGAGGGCUUGUAUCGAGCUAUUCUCCAUGGUUCAUACUGGAGCUGCCAAUGUCGGGACCUCCACAGUGCCCAUCUCCACCUUCACUCGAACCCUCUGGCAGAUAAGAUGAAGAGCAACAACCAAUCCAACUUCUGGGUCACAUUCUCGAGCGAAGAUACCCUGGAAGGUGACAGGAUUAGUACAUGGAAGUGGACCGAUGUGGAAUUCGAGCCGUGCGAGCUGGAGGCCAGCCAGGUUCUGUCGGUAACCCAGAUGGAAGAGACUACAACCUCUCUAGGAAAACUUCAGAUCUCACACAGCCAGCGAGUCCGGUUCGAGAUUCCUAGAGCCAUAACCGAGAAGAAGUGGAAAAGCCAGGCAUCCAACGUUUCCCCAAUCCAAAACAUCUGCUCCGUGCUCUCUCACAGCGAGAAGCAGCCCCUCAAGCAAGAAACGCUGGGAUUCAUCACCCACGAACCAGAUUCCACAAGACGGUACAACCUGCACUCGAUAAAAUGUCAUCCCCAGGCAGUUCCGCUGCAAACCCUUCAGCAGGCCUUGCCGAACAGCAGUCGACGCGAUCGGCUGUAUAUCGCCGCUGGGCUGGCCUGCGGCGUCAUCCAGUACCACGGCAACUGGCUGAAAGCACAUUGGGAUAGCUCCGACAUCCAUCUCACGGCGAGCAAUGACAAUGGUGACGGUGGAGAGAUCCCGCCAGACAGUGUGUACCUCUCCUGGCCAUUGAAGUUUCAGCAAGCGGAUAUCCUAGUUGAAGAUCGGGAUGAGCAUCCAUGCAGGUCGCCCCUUAUCCGCAAUCGAAUACUCUUCCCGCUGGCAUUGGCUCUGACAGAACUCUCCCUCGGAAAAUCCAUUGCGUCCCUUCGAUCACCGCAGGACGAGCAGCAGGGGAAUAGUGAAGCUGAAGACUCAACACGAUUUUACACUGCAUUCCGGCUUCUUAACAAGGUAUACCGGGAAAGCGGAUCGAAUUAUGGAGAUGCGGUGCAUAGCUGUCUUCUCUGGCCAGGGCCGGGACCGGGAAUGAAAGCCCCCUGCUUUGAGGACGAGAAGUUUGAAGGCAAGGUGUUUCAUACUGUGGUGACUCCGCUGCUCAAGGAUUUGGCACACUUUGAGGAUCUGGGGGCUGUGUUGGCCUGA
Molecule: messenger RNA, 1740 nt
Organism: Aspergillus mulundensis
Lineage: Eukaryota; Fungi; Ascomycota; Eurotiomycetes; Eurotiales; Aspergillaceae
Exons: 2
Coding region: 1-1740 (579 amino acids)
Source: RefSeq, a predicted model, not a curated record